This is a messenger RNA of Tupaia belangeri chinensis (Chinese tree shrew), 1897 nucleotides long. RefSeq names its product meiosis-specific nuclear structural protein 1. The transcript has 10 exons. Gene Ontology annotation, biological process: cilium organization. NCBI's taxonomy places the organism in Eukaryota, Metazoa, Chordata, Mammalia, Scandentia, Tupaiidae. The record is from RefSeq and is a predicted model, not a curated record. Gene Ontology annotation, cellular component: motile cilium. Bases 108 to 1595 code for a protein of 495 amino acids.
CUGAGCGCGCGCAAACCGCUGCGCGGCUCAGUGGCCCCGAGACUGAGUUGGCGGCGGGACGUGGUGGCCCUGGCCGCUGGAGAAGAGCUUUGUUUCUGUCAGCCAGCAUGGCUUCCAAAAGGAGAACUUUGAGCUUUAGUGAACGGCAUCAAAAAUUAGUAGAUGAUAACUACCGCAAAAAAUUGCAUGUCCAGGAGCUAAAAAAUAUACAGAGUCAAGUGAGGAACCAAAUGGUGCAAAAUGGAAAUGAUACCCGUGUUGAGCACAAGAGAUUCCUCAGAUUAUUACAGAAUGAACAAUUUGAGUUGGAUAUGGAAGAGGCCAUUCAAAAGGCAGAAGAAAAUAAGAGAUUGAGGAAACUCCAGCUUGAACAAGAAGAAAAAUUGGCUAUGGAACUGGCAAAACUAAAACAUGAAAGUCUAAAGGAUGAAAAGAUGAGACAACAAGUAAGAGAAAACAGUAUCGAGCUCAGAGAAUUGGAGAAGAAGUUAAAAGCAGCUUACAUGAAUAAAGAAAGGGCAGCUCAGAUUGCUGAAAAAGAUGCCAUUAAAUAUGAGCAAAUGAAACGUGAUGCUGAAAUAGCCAAAACCAUGAUGGAAGAGCAGGAGCGAGUAAUAAAGGAAGAGAGUGCUGCUGAAGACAAACGGAACAAAGUGAAGGCACAAUACUAUUUUGACUUAGAGAAACAAGUUGAAGAGCAAGAGAGAAAAAAGCAAGAAGCUUAUGAACAGUUGUUGAAAGAAAAACUCAUGAUUGAUGAAAUUGUUAGGAAAAUCUAUGAAGAAGAUCAACUAGAAAAACAACACAAAUUAGAAAAAAUGAAUGCCACUCGAAGGUAUAUAGAAGAGUUUCAGAAAGAGCAGGAUCUCUGGAGAAAGAAGAAACGUGAGGAGAUGGAAGAAGAAAACAGAAAAAUCAUAGAAUUUGCCCACAUACAGCAGCAAAGAGAAGAAAAUCGGAUGGCAAAAAUUCAAGAAAAUGAAGAAAAAAGACGCCAGCUUCAGGAUGCGCUGGCUCAGAAAUUGGAAGAAAUGCUGCGGCAACGUGACGAUCUGGAACAAGUACGACAGGAAUUAUAUCAGGAGGAACAAGCUGAGUUACACGCCAGAAAACUAAAAGAAGAAGCAGAAGAGAAAUUGAGAAAGCAAAAAGAGAUGAAGCAAGAUUUUGAAGAACAAAUGGCCUUGAAGGAACUAGUAUUACAGGCUACAAAAGAGGAAGAGGAGAUCUUUAGGAAAACUAUGCUAGCUAAACUUGCUGAGGAUGAUCGAAUAGAAUUGAUGAAUGCUCAGAAACAAAGAAUGAAGCAACUGGAACACAGGAGGGCUGUGGAAAAACUUAUUGAAGAUCGCCGCAACCAGUUCCUUGAAGACAAACAACGAGAACUAGAUGAAUGGCAUUCACUGCAAAGACAACAAGGAUGUAUCAAUACAAUUAUUGAAGAAGAAAGGCUAAAACUGCUGAAAGAACAUGCUACAAAGUUACUAGGAUAUCUCCCUAAAGGAAUAUUUAAAAAAGAGGAUGAUAUUGAUUUGCUUGGUGAAGACUUCAGGAGAACCUAUCAAAAAAGGCGGGAAAUUUGUGAAGAGAAGUGAGUAGCAUCAAGACUUAGUAACAUAUUGAAGAAUCCAAACUUUGCCACUAGAUGUCAGCAUAACUUAACACUUCAAGGGCCGUAGGACUCCAUUAUCUAUCUACCUGGAUUUCCUGAAGCAUCACAGUAUAAACAACAGUAAUUUUGCAUUUUUAAAAAUCUGAUAUUUCUGUACAUCUAAAUUCUACACCAUCUGUCAGGUAUAUUCACUGUGACUAACUCUAAAUUGAAUUUUAUGUUUAGAAUUUGGCUUUUAAGCAUUUUUCCUGUCUACUAUAUCUAAAUAAAGAAUAAGGAACUUCA